CAAUUAGUAGCUGAGUAUGCCACAACUUCUGGGAGGAGAAAAGACCUCUUAGCUUCCUACUGAAUAUCUUUAUUCCCAUUUUCCUAGAUUCUAUGAAAAAGAAGAAAUAAAAGGAAAUCACCCACAUUUUCAAAAUGUUUAUCAAAAUGCAAAAUGAGAUAGACCAUGACCAUGAAUCAGAAAAAUACAUCAAGGAUUCCACCAUCAUGAGAAGAGAUCCCCAAAAUGUUCUUGGUCCUUCGGUGCUCCCUAAACUUGAGAUCCCAUUCUCAGUAAAGGAUAUCAUCUCCAGGAUUGAGCGAGCACAGCUCCAUCGAGCCAGAGAGGACAUUGAUAUGCAGCUGGGUGAAAUAAUGAACAAUGUGCAUCGAAUAAUGACUCGCUAUACUCUUGUUUUUAACUCACCCUCUGAAAGGAAUGUCUCCCUUGCAGAACAUAAGAGAAAACAGAGAACCAGUUUUCUUGAGAAAAUGGCUACUUACGCUAAGACUGCUGAAAUUAGAGAAAAGACUCUUGUCAACAUUCUGGUCUGGUUGGAAGAAUGGAAUGCCAUUUUGUCUGAGAUUACUGUAAUGGAUGUUGAUGAACACCACCACUGGAUAGCACAAAUGGAGAUGUUACCGGAAACAUUAAAAGCUAUUGACAACAAUGUCAAGAUACUAAGCAGAUUUAGCACAUUUUUCCUCGACGAAAAGAAGAAACAAAAGAAAAAAAUAUUAUCUAGAGGUACUCUGUGGAAAUCUUGGAAAGAAAGAGUCAUGAAACGACCUGCAACAGCCCAUGCUUUAAGACCAGAUCAGAUGAUUAGUGAUCAGUUUGCAACAAAUACAAAGGUUUCAGAAAUCCAAGGUAUGCUACAGGAACUCAUAGCCACCACAAUGUUCAGUACAUUGGAAAACAAUGCUAUUAAAUAUAUAUCAUCAACAAUAGUAAACCUUUCUAAAGCUUUGAGUGCGCUAAGUGAUGAAUUAAAAGGUAUUAACUUCCAAAGUUCCACUAUAUAUGAACAUGAAACAAGUGAAGCAGGAAAGGAGCUCUCUCUGAACAUAAUACAAGAUCUCAGUAACGAAAAUGAAAUGCUUCAGCAGAAACUUCAUGAUGCAGAAGAAAAAUGUGAACAACUUCUUCGAUCCAAAAUUGUUACAGAACAGGUGUAUAAAACAUUGUCUGCAUCAUCAACUGUGAAAGCAUUACCUGGAUCUUCUCUGCAGUCAUCCAGGGCCACUAUCAAAGCUGAUGAUAUUGAGGACAAUAUGGACAAUAUUUUAGACAAGGAACUUGAAAAUAUUGUAAAAGAAGUCCAAAGAAAAGGGACCAAGGGCUCUGGGAUAACAUGGGACUCCACUAUUUCAUAUACAGCCCAAGCUGAAACAACUCCAGAUUUAACUGAACAGCAACAGCAACCUGUGGCUUCCAAAGAUAUUUCUGAAAAUGGCACUAAAGAUUACGUAUCACUGAGGAAAGGUGACGAGUAUCAAGCAUGGAAAAAAAAGCACACAAAAGUCACAUAUGUAGAUGAGACCUCUGAACCAAAUCUGAGUGAUAAUAAAGAUGGACAGAAAGUCUCAGAGGCCCAACCUAGUCAAUACUAUGAGCUACUGGAAAAGAAAAGAAAAGAAAAGAAAUCCAUAUCUGAAGUCAAAUCAAAGUCACCCACUGAAGCAAAAGGCCAACAUCUCUUUUUCACUGAAACAAAGAGCCAAGGUGGCAGAAGUAGAACAAGUAUUAUGUUGGAGCAAUUUAGGAAGGUCAAACGUGAGUCCCCAUUUGACAGAAGACCAACUGAACCAGAGAUUAAAGUAGAACCCACCACUGAGGCAUUGCGCAAAGAAAGCAAAGGUGAAAUCAGAAGCCUAGUGAAGCCACUCAGUACAAUCCAAUCUGAUUAUACCGCUGAGCCACAGAAAGGAAAAAUAAAAGGAAAAAAACACCAUAUCUCUUCAGGAACUACUGCAAGCAAAGAAGAAAAAACUGAAGAGAAGGAAGUGUUAACCAAACAAGUCAAAUCUCAUCAACUUGUUAAAUCACUCUCAAGGGUAGCUAAAGAGAUUUCAGAAUCUACCAGAGUUCUAGAAAGUCCAGAUGGCAAAAGUGAACAGAGUAACCUCGAAGAAUUUCAGAACGCCAUGAUGGCUUUCCUAAAACAGAAAAUCGAUAACAUCGGAAAGCCUUUUGACAUAAAGACUCGUCUGAAGGAAGAGGAGUUAUUAAAAAGAGCAGAAGCUGAAAAAUUAGGAAUCAUAAAGGCAAAAAUGGAGGAAUAUUUCCAAAAAGUGGCUGAAACUGUGACUAAAAUCUUGAGAAAAUACAAAGAUAAAAAAAAGGAAGAACAAGUUGGGAAACCUAAAAAACAAAAAAAGGUAGUCUCAUUUAUGCCAGGAUUGCAUUUUCAGAAGUCUGAAAACAGUACCUUUCUCUCACAUGAGAGCACAGAUCCAGUAAUUAACAAUUUAAUACAAAUGAUCUUGGCUGAAAUUGAAAGUGAAAGAGAUGUUUCAACAGUCCCAAAAGUACAGAAAGACCACAAGGAGAGGGAAGAACAAAGGCAGGAGCAAGAGGAUUUGCAAGAGGAUCAAGAACAAAUGUCUGGUGUGAGUCUCAAACAACAGUUGCUGGAAGAAAGAAAUCUCUUAAAGGAGCACUAUAAGAGGAUAAGUGAGAAUUGGGAAGAGAAAAAGGCGUAUCACCAGAUGAAGGAGGGAAAGCAAGAACAACAGAGACAGAAACAGUGGCAGGAAGAAGAGAUAUGGAAGACAGAGCAAAAAGAGAGGACUCCAAAGCAGACUGAGCAAGAGGACAAGCAAAAGCAAAGAGGACUGGAGGAAGAAGAGCUUCCAGAGUCAAGCCUGCAGUGGCUGGAAGAAGGGAUGCAAAAAAUGAAGGCACAAGGGUUGCUCUUGGAAAAGGAGAAUGGACAGAUAAGGCAGAUUCAGAAGGAAGUGAAACAUCUGGAGCCAAUCAUAAAACAGGAGAAAGAGAAGAAAAAGCAGAAGCCAGGGAGAGGGCUAGAGGACCUUGAAAGGCAAAGACAGACCGAAACAAAGGAUCGGAUGCAGAUGAAGAAAGCAAAACCUACAGAGCUAGAAAAAGUGGUCAUCCAAACUCCAAUGACAUUAUCUCCCAGGUGGAAGAGCACAGUGAAAGAUGUACAGCAGUUAUAUCAAGGAGAAGCGUUUCAUAGGAAACUGAAGAAAUUAGAAAAUCUUCCUGAUGAAAAGAAGCCUGUACUAGCCACACCUCCCUCCCCACAAUCCUCCCCACCUGGAGCUCUUCCUAUUUCUGGACAACCUCUCAGUAAACGCAUUCAUCUCACACCACAGCAGGCCCAGGAAGUGGGGAUCACCCUCAGCCCUCAGCAGGCCCAGGAACUAGGGAUCCCUCUUACCCCUCGGCAGGCCCAGGCUCAGGGGAUCACUCUCACCCCUCAGCAGGCCCAGGCCCUGGGAAUUCCUCUGACCCCUCAGCAGGCUCAGGAACUAGGAAUCCCUCUCACCCCUCAGCAGGCCCAGGAUCAAGGGAUCACUCUCACCUCUCAACAGGCUCAGGAACUGGGGAUCGCUCUCACCCCUCAACAGGCUCAGGAACUGGGGAUCACUCUCACCCCUCAGCAGGCCCAGGCCCCGGGGAUCCCUCUCACCCCUCAGCAGGCUCAGGCUCAAGGGAUCACUCUUACCUCUCAACAGGCCCAGGCCCUAGGGAUCCCUCUCACCCCUCAGCAGGCUCAGGCUCAGAAAAUCACUCUCACCCCUCAGCAGGCCCAGGCCCUGGGGAUUCCUCUCACCCCUCAACAGGCCCAGGAAUUGGGGAUCACUCUUACCCCUCAGCAGGCACAGGCCCUGGGGAUUCCUCUUACCCUUCAGCAGGCCCAGGAACUGGGGAUCCCUCUCACCCCUCAGCAGGCCCAGGCUCAGGGGAUCACUCUCACCCCUCAGCAGGCCCAGGCCCUGGGGAUCCCUCUCACCCCUCAGCAGGCCAAGGGUCAGAAGAUCACUCUUACCCCUCAGCAGGCCCAAGUCCUGGGGAUCCCUCUCACCCCUCAGCAGGCCCAGGCUCAAGGGAUCACUCUCACCUCUCAACAGGCUCAGCAACUGGGGAUCACUCUCACUCCUCAGCAGACCCAGGCCCUGGGAAUCUCUCUCAUGCCUCAGCAGGCCCAGGCCCUGGGGAUCCCUCUCACCCCUCAGCAGGCUCAGGAACUGGGGAUCCCUCUCACCCCUCAGCAGGCCCAGGAACUGGGGAUCCCUCUUACCCCUCAGCAGGCCCAAGCCCUGGGGAUCCCUCUCACCCCUCAGCAGGCCCAGGAACUGGGGAUCCCCCUUACCCCUCAGCAGGCCCAGGAACUGGGGAUCACUAUCAGCCCUCAGCAGGCUCAGGAACUGGGGAUCGCUCUCACCCCUCAGCAGGCACAGGCUCAGGGGAUCACUCUCACCCCUCAGCAGGCCCAGGCACUGGGAGUCCCUAUAACCUCAGCAAAUGCCUGGGUGUCAGCUGUCACUCUUACCCCUGUGCAAACCCAGGCUUUGGAGUCUCCUAUCUACUUAGAACAGGCUCAAGAACAGUCAUUGAAAUUAGGGGUUCCUCUCACCUUAGAUAAAGCCCAUACCUUGGGAUCGCUCCUCACCCUUAGCCAAGUCCAACCUUCCCAUAGACCAUUUCAGGAAUCAAAGGCUUCUCUCCCCACUGGGCAAUCCAUCAUAUCAAGAUUAUCUCCAAGCCUUAGGCUGUCUCUGGCAUCAUCUGCUCCUACUGCUGAGAAGUCCUCUAUAUUUGGGGUCUCUUCUACUCCUUUGCAGGUGUCAAGGCUUCCCAUCAAUCAAGGCACCUUUGCCCCUGGGAAGCCCCUAGAAAUGGGGAUUCUACCUGAGGCUGGUACACUUGGGCCACCACAGACUCUUCGUUCCUCUGGACAGACCCUGGUAUACGGAGGUCAAUCCACUUCUGUGCAGUUACCAGCACCACAGGCCCUUCCCACUCCUGGGCAGCUCCCAAUAUCUGGGGCCCCUCCCACUCCAGGGCAGCAACUUAUAGCUGCAGUCCCACCCGCUUCUGGACAGAUUCCCAGUCUCUGGGCUCCUCUCUUUCCUGGGCAGCCCUUAGUUCCUGGAGCCUCUUCCAUCCAUGGGGACCGUCUGCAAUCUGGAUCCUUAACCUUCUCUGAGCAGCUCCAGGAAUUCCAGCCUCCUGCCACUGCUGAGCAAUCUCCCUAUAUUCAGGCUCCUUCUACUCUUGGGCAUCAUUUGGCACCAUGGACCCUUCCUGGGCAAGCUUCUUCAUUAUGGAUCCCUCCCACCCCUAGACAUCCUCCCAUUUGGUCCCCUUCUUUUGCUAAGAAGAGACUGGCAUUUAUUUCUUCUCUGAAAUCUAAAUCAGCACUGAUCCAUCCUAGUGCUCCAGAUUUCAAGGUAUCUCAAGCUCCUUUCACCACUAAGUUCCAAAUGUCAGAGGUCUCUGAUACUUCUGAAGAAACCCAGAUACUUCGAGAUCCUUUUGCUAUAGAAUCAUUUAGAACAUUUCAGUCCCAUCUCACCAAAUACAGGACACCAGUAUCGCAAACCCCUUACACUGAUGAAGGGGCCCUUCCCACUCUCAUGAAGCCUACAAUAUCACUAUCUUCUCUUACUACUCUACUCAAAACAACACAGAUUUCACCUCCUGAAUGGUACCAGAAAUCCCGCUUCCCUCCUAUAGAUAAGCCCUGGAUACUGAGUUCAGUUUCAGGUACCAAGAAACCCAAGAUUAUGGUGCCUCCUUCCUCUCCUAAAGAACUUGAAGAGAAGAGGUAUUUUGUUGAUGUGGAGGCUCAGAAGAAGAACCUGAUAUUAUUAAAUCGGGCUAUAAAAACUUGUGGAUUCCCUUCACAGCUACACAUAACAGCCAGGACUCUCAUAAUUGAGAUACUUCAUAUGGACACGGUUCAGUUGGGAUACCUAUUCCGCAAGUACAUUGCCUAUAGGCUGAUCCAGUAUGCCAGAUUUUUGAAGCUCAAAAAGAUAUAUGAUUUGAAUCUUAGUCAACCUAUCCCCUUAAUCAUCGAAGGAAAGCAGACACCUGCCUCUACCAUAUUUGUUCAAAAGCCAUUCUUAAAACUACUAAUGGAAGAGGACAGAACCUCUGACAUAUUCAAGAAAUUUAGACAACAAGAGGACCAGACAGAGGCCAUCUGGAAUGUUGAUCUGUCCACUACAAGCUACCCAAUAGCAGAGAAGACAUCUAUGCAUUCACUCUGGGCCCAGCUGGGUGGGUACCCAGAUAUUCCUAGGCUGCUGCAGUUAGAUGUGCAGUCUACCUUCAGAAAAUCUCUUGCAUCCCUCCAAUCACAGUAA
This is a messenger RNA of Cebus imitator (Panamanian white-faced capuchin), 6323 nucleotides long. RefSeq names its product family with sequence similarity 186 member A (gene FAM186A). The coding region runs from base 135 to 6323 and encodes 2062 amino acids. NCBI's taxonomy places the organism in Eukaryota, Metazoa, Chordata, Mammalia, Primates, Cebidae. The record is from RefSeq and is a predicted model, not a curated record. The transcript is spliced from 10 exons.